AUGAACCUCUCUACUCUUACGACGACACUCUUUGGUGUACUUAAUCUUGUUCUUGCUACGGAAACUUUGCUUCCGAAGGAUAAGAUAUCUCACACAGUAAGCUCGGAAGAGACCGACCAAAAUAUGGAAAUCCCGAUCAACGAGCGCGACAUUCCUCUGACACCUAUCUCCCGGGAGGAAAACCCACUAUGCUGCAAACAAAUGGCACGAGAUUGGCUCUCUGUAUCGACUAUGUGCGCCACAGCUGCAUCUCAACAGAUAGCACUUUUACCUCAAAGCGCUUGUUACAUUACGGGUAAUACUUGCAAACCGCUCGCUUGCUAUGGGUCAGCGGAAGUCUACUUUUGUAAUGAUAAACCAUAUCCACAAAAUCCACCAUGCGCUGAGCUCGCUAAUUUUGUCGCCAAAAUCCAAGGAGAGUGCAACGCGGUCGAUGAUAAGCAUGCACACUUCGUUUGUGGUCAACAGUUUGAUACGGGAGGAUUUAAUGUCGUGGUAAAGCGGGCGACUGACAAGAAUGUGAAGUGUCAAAAACCGACUUUCGAUUGUGUUGGUAAUUCUAUUUGGGAGUAA
Molecule: messenger RNA, 573 nt
Organism: Glarea lozoyensis ATCC 20868
Lineage: Eukaryota; Fungi; Ascomycota; Leotiomycetes; Helotiales; Helotiaceae
Exons: 2
Coding region: 1-573 (190 amino acids)
Source: RefSeq, a predicted model, not a curated record